GGCAUCUCACACUUGUCAGUGCGCGUUGAAGAUAGUUCUUUUCCAGCAUACUUUAUAGAAGACAACUUGGACCUUUAAAGGAUUGUAUCAUCUGAUAUAAACUACUGUUUGGAGUAAACGUGGAAUGAAAAUCCUCAGAGAUACUCAGACCAUUAAAAUGGACAGAAAGCUGUUAAAACCUCAGGUAGAAAGACAAAGAAGAGAAAGGAUGAAUCGGAGUCUGGAGAGCCUGAGAACACUGCUUCUGCAAGGCCCUGAGCAUAAUAGUCCCACUCAAAGGAGAAUAGAGAAAGCAGAGAUCCUGGAAUACACCGUCCUGUUUUUGCAAAACUCUGUCGCUCGGGCCAAGAAAGCAACAGAUGUGAAAGGAGGAGAAAAGCGUCAGUUUAUGGACGGCUUUUCAUCGUGUCUUCAGAACGCGGCCCGCUUCCUGUCAGGUGAAGGUAAGGCCCAUGGACUGGAUGGUUCAGUAACUGCUAUACUGUGUCAGCGUCUGACCCAGCCAUGUGUGUCACCCACCAUCCGAGUGCCUGUCAGAAUCCAGAACUCGUCCAGAAAGCAGGUUCCAGAUUCAAAUGCACAGCAUCAUCUGCAGCAGAACUCUGUCUGCAAACAAGGACUUGCAACAGCUUGCAGAAAUGUUUUGCCACAUCUGAACAGGAUUCCAUUCAGAAGCACAGACUCCAACACACUGCAUUCGACAUCCCCACCAGCCUCUCAACACCAGACACCAGUCAGCCAGGCAGUCUGGAGGCCUUGGCCUUGAGACACAUUUACAGAGAAAUGGACUCAAUAUACUGGGCUUGUGUAAUCAUUAAACAUGGUUCAUCUCUUUUAAAUUAUAGGUCGCAGAGAGACAUGUUUAUUUCCAAAAAUGUUGUGUAAUGAUUUUAUCAUUUGACAUCACGUUGGAUUUGUAAAAUGUGUAAAUAGUGUAUGAUAAAUUAUGCAAUAUAUUUUUUACACAGAUUUUUUUUUUGGUCUUUUUUUUCUUUUUUGCAUGAUAUGUACUGGGUGUAUGAUCAUCUGUAAUACAUAGCCGAUGUAUGUAUUCUUCUAUUUUGCACAUUUAUUUAUUCAUGACAUUCCCUUUUUAUAGUUGUAUAUUUGGGGGAUUGAAACAUACAUUCCAUCAUUAAAAUUUUAAAAUGAAAAA
This is a messenger RNA of Carassius carassius (crucian carp), 1156 nucleotides long. Its product is annotated as transcription factor HES-7.1-A-like. Gene Ontology annotation, biological process: anterior/posterior pattern specification; regulation of neurogenesis; regulation of transcription by RNA polymerase II. Gene Ontology annotation, cellular component: nucleus. Gene Ontology annotation, molecular function: DNA-binding transcription factor activity, RNA polymerase II-specific; RNA polymerase II cis-regulatory region sequence-specific DNA binding; protein dimerization activity. The coding region runs from base 125 to 766 and encodes 213 amino acids. The record is from RefSeq and is a predicted model, not a curated record. The transcript is spliced from 3 exons. NCBI's taxonomy places the organism in Eukaryota, Metazoa, Chordata, Actinopteri, Cypriniformes, Cyprinidae.